Molecule: messenger RNA, 12474 nt
Organism: Helianthus annuus (common sunflower)
Lineage: Eukaryota; Viridiplantae; Streptophyta; Magnoliopsida; Asterales; Asteraceae
Product: titin homolog
Exons: 24
Coding region: 111-12260 (4049 amino acids)
Source: RefSeq, a predicted model, not a curated record
UAUAUAUAGUAUGCAGUUUUGAAAGUUGAAGGCAUCUCAAAGCAAAAAUAAUUCAGUCAUCAUCUCACAUAUAUUAACUGUGAGAUUUAGCUUUUGACUGUGCAUCAACAAUGGCAACUGAAGCUAAUAUUCAGGAAUCUGUACUCUUAAAGAAAGGUGAAAGGGAAGAGAAUGCAUUGACAAGUGAAAGUUUCGAAGAAAAAGCAACCGAACUUCCUGGAAACCAAGUGAAGCAACUUGAAACUAGCAGCCUAGUGGCAACAACUGUAUAUACACCACUAGAAACCGGUACCGGUAAACCAACCGACGAGAGUGGAAUUUUUUUCCAAGCACUCUCAGUUACCAUGGUCAUUGCUGAUGAACACAGCAACACACCAGAAAGUUACAAGGCUGCAAAACCGACAGAACCUGAAGAAGAAACCAUAAAGAUUGGAGAAAAGGCUAUUCAGAGUGAAGUAUGUGGAAACAGUGUCCCCGAGAAGUCCGAAACCGAUAGCGUCGAGCAGGGUAAGAAAGAAGCUUUCAACGUGUCGGAGAAGAACCAAGGUGAUGGUUAUGGUGUUACAAGCUCACAAGAUGCUGUGUGUGAGGAUAUAAAAGAAACAACAGAAGAACAUGCGGCCGUAGUGGCUGAUUUCAAGGAGCAGGAUCUGAAUGAAACGCCUAGAGAGUUUGUCAAGGAAGAAACAGAUGACAAAUCAGUUGAUGCACAAGAGGCAAGUGAACUGAGUGAAAUUGGAUCAAAGGACACAGAAGAACAAAAGUACGAGGAAAGUGUCAAGAAAAUUGAGCAAGAUGAAGAGAUUGAAGACACCAAGCCGGAUGUAGAAAUUGCAAAAACGGAGCAAAAUGGGUUAUUACAAGCAAUCACCCCCGAUGCUUGCGCCUCAACACAAACAAUACCUCAAGUAGAGACGACAGAACAUGAAGAAAAGGAGCAAGUUGUCAACAUAUUAGAAAAAGAUCAAGAUAAGGAUGACGUUACACGCGCACAGGAGGUGACGGUUGAAGGAGGCUUACAAGAAAAGACCCACCACAAUGACGAUAAUGAACGUGAAGUUGUUGAAGCUAAAGAAAGUGUAGAGGAAGAUGCUGCUGAUGUUUGUGUCUCAACACUUGUCAAAGAAAGUACAAAAAAUGAAGAACCAGAUGAUGAAAAGGCUAUUGAGAAGGAAGUGUGUGAAGAGAAUGUCCCAAAGAAGGCUGAACUUGAAGGAGAAGUAGAAAUUUCCGACAGUGUGGCGCCAAUUCAGAACCAAACUCUCAGCACAAUAGAGAAAGACCAAGGUGGUACUGAUGGUGUUACAAGCUUACAGGAACCACCCUGUGUGGAUGUAGAAGAAACAACCACUGUUCAACAUGUAACCACAACGAUUGAUUUCAAAGAGCAAGAUCUGAAUGAAAAGCCCAGAGAGUUCGUUAAGGAAGAAACUGAGGACAAAUCACUUGAUGCUCAAGAGGCAAAUGAGGAGUGCGAAAAGGAAGCGAAGGAAGAAAUAGACCAAAAUUCUGAGGAGAGUGUCAAGAAAAUUGAGAAAGAGGAAGAAACCGAAGAAAUCAAGCCAGCAAUAACCACUGAUGAUUGCAUUAUGACAGAAACAAAGUCUCAAGUAGAGAAAACAGAACAUGAAGAAGAGAAUACUCAGAAGGAUGAAGGUCUUAAAGAAAAGUCCGACAGCCCCUCGAUUGAGGAAGUAUGUGAAGAAACGAGUCUAGAGAAGGACGAAUAUGUAAAGGAGGUAAAAGAUUCAGCAACAGAAACUGUAACAAAAGAUGAAAAUGAAGAUGUAGAAAAGGAACAAGAGGUCAACGUGUUAGAAACACAUGAAGGUAAGGUUGACGUUACAAGUGCACAAGACGUGACGAUUGAAAAAGACUUGCAAGAGAAGGACCACCACAAUGAAGAUGAGGAAUGUGAAGUUGUCACGACUGAAGAAAGUACAGAGAAAGAUACUGAAGUUAUCAGAUCUAGUGAGACGACGGAGCAACAAAUGUUGACAAAUGCCGUUCCUUCUGAUGUUUGCAUCUCAACACAAACAGAACCCCAAGAAGAAGCUACAGAAAAGAAUGAUGUAGAGGUUCUGAAUGAGAAUGAAACACUGAGAAAAGAUGAAGAUCAAGAGAAGGAACAAGAGAUCUGUGUAACAGAAAAAGUCCAAAGUGGCGGUGAUGAUGUCACAAGCUCGGAAAAUGCAUCCAAUGAGCAAGAGCAGCAUGCCGAAGAAAUCAAACCAAGCGUUGAAACAACUGAAGAAAAGGAUGUUUGUAUCCCAACACAAAUCGAAUCUCAAGAAAAGCCUACAAAGAACGAGGAAAGUGCUAUUCAAAAUGACGGUGAUCAAAAGGAGAAGUCAGAUGACCCCUCUAUCAAUGAAGUUUGUGAAGAGAAUGACUUAAAGAAGACUGAAUCCGAAGAAGAGAUAAAACCUUCUGACAGUUCCGUUGUCACAACUAGAGAAAGUGUAAUUGAGACUACCGAAGAAACCAAAUCUAGCGAUGAAACAAAAGAAAAUAUUGAGCAACAAGGGGUGUUGAACGUCAUUCCCACAGAUAAUGAUGACGGUCAAACAGACAAGCAUGAAAGCCCUUUGGUUGAGGUAGUAUGUGAAGAAACAAGCUCAAAAACAGCAGAACCGGAAGAUGUUAAACAUUCUGACGGUUCCAGUACGACACUAAAUGAGAAAGAAACACCGGACAAAGAAGAAAGCUUGGAAAAGGAAGACGACAUCAAAACAUCAGAAGUCCAUGGUGGUGGGGAUGAUGUUACAAGCUUACAAAAUGUAUCCAAUGAUGAUAUUAAAGAAACAUUAACUGACCAACACGAUACCAAUGCGGCAUAUGUCGAGGAGGGGCAGGGUGUCAUUGCAAAGCCUAAAGAGAUCCUCAUUGAAGAAGCAGAGGACAGAUCAAUUGACGCUGAAGAGCUUGGACAGCCUAAUGAACAAAAUGUUGAGGAGACCCUCCCAACCAUAAGUGAAAAUCCAGAAGAUGAGAUCAAGAAAGAGGACAAAGAUUUAUCUCAUGAAAGUGUGGAGGAUACAAAUGAUCAUACUACUAAAGAAGAAAAGUGCACAUUAGAGCAAGAACAUGUUAAAGAGCAUACAGAUCAAGAUAAAGUAUCAACAGAAAAGGUCACCGAUUUAAAUGAAACGAAAGAAGUAGAGCCUAAAGAAGAGAUCAUACCCUCCACUGCAUUAUCAGCCUCAACAGAAGCCACUUCAAAUUCUGAGAAAGAAAAGGCAGAAGGUGAAAAAUUGCCAACAGAAGAUCUUGAAAUUGUCUCUGAAGAACAAAUCCCUGAGUUGGUGCCCAAAUCAGAGGAGCCAGUGUUGAAAGAAACAACGGAAACACACGUAGAUGAAGAAAAGGGAACCGUAACGAAGGAAAUUUCAAGUGCUGAGAAAACAGAAGUCCAAAGUGGUGGGGAUGCUGUUACAAGCUCACAGAAUGCAUCCGAUGAGGAAAUACAAGAAACAAUGAUUGGUCAACAUGACACCACUGUUACAUUUGUCGAAGAGGGGCAGGGUGUGAGUGCAACACCUAAAGAGAUACUCAUAGAAGAAGCAGAGGACAAAUCAAUUGUUCCUGAAGAGAUACCAUUGGAGCUUGCACAACCUAGUGAACAAAAUGUUGAGGAGGCCCACUCACACCUCAGUAAAAGCGUAACUGAAAAUCCUGAAGACGAGAUCAAGAAAGAGGACAAAGAAUUAUCGCAUGAAACUGUUAAGGAUACAAAUGAUGAUACUACUAAAGAAGAAAAAUGCACAGUGGAGCAAGAACCCGUUGAAGUGCAUAGUGGUCAAGAUGAAGUAUCAAAAGAAAAGGUCACCGAUUUAAAUGAAACAUCAGAAGUAGAGCCUAAAGAAGAAAUCACACCCUCCACUUCAUUAGAAACUUCAACAGAAGACACUCCAAAUACAGAGAAGGAAAAGGCAGAAAGUGAAAAUUUGCCGAUAGAAGAUCUUAAGACUGUCUCUGAAGUACAAAUCCCUGAAUCGGUGCCCGAAUUAGAAGAGCCAACGCUGAAAGAAAAAUGCAUUAUCACAGAAACUGAAACACAGUUAGAUGAAGAAAAAGGGACUGUAACAGAAGAAAUUUCAAGUGAUGAGAAAACACAACAGACAACAGAAAUCAAGCAAGAGACUGUCAAGGAGGUAUGUGAAGAGGCUAGCUCAGAAAAAGCUGAACUUGAAGAAGAAAUAAAACAUUCUGAUAGUUCCGGUAUGAAGAUAAACGAGAAAGAAAUAACUUUCAUAGACAAUGAAGAAAAGGAGGUCAAGAUAUCUACGGAAAGCCGAAGUGAGGACAACCUUACAAGCUCACAGAUUGAAGUGUCUGAAGAAAAAGAAGACUUGAAAGAAAAGAAUAUCCACAAUGAAGGCGACUUCAUUAAAAGUGGAGAAGAUGUAGGUGAAGAUAUUGAAGAAAAUACAGAGCAUGUCACUGCCACAAAUGUUUGCGGCUCAACACAAAUAGAAACCCGUGAAGAAACAAUAGAAAAUGAAGAAAAGAAUGGUGAAAAGGCUAUAGAACACGAAGAGUAUGAAGCAGUGAGCAGAGAGGAAAAUCUCGAAAAGAAACAAGAGGAUGUAGAAGAAACAAAGAUGGGCGAAAAUGCUACCACAAAUGAAGAAAAGGAUGUUUGUAUCUCAACACAAAAUGAAUCUCAAGAAGAGCCUACAAAGAAUGAAGAAAAUGCUAUUGAACCUGAUGGUGAUCAAAAGGAAAAGUCGGAUAAUGCCGUUGUCAAAGAAGUAUGUGAAGAGAAUGAAUCUGAAGGGAGACAGAUUUCUGACAGUUUUGAAGUCAAAACAAGAGAGAGUGUAUAUGAGGAUACUGAAGAAACAAAGAUGGGCGAACAUGCUACCACAAACGAAGAAAAGGAUGUUUGUAUCUCAACACAAAAUGAAUCUCAAGAAGAGCCUACAAAGAAUGAAGAAAAUGCUAUUGAACAUGAUGGUGAUCAAAAGGAAAAGUCGGAUGAUGCCGUUGUCAAAGAAGUAUGUGAAGAGAAUGAAUCUGAAGGGAGACAGAUUUCCGACAGUUUUGAAGUCAAAACAAGAGAGAGUGUAUAUGAGGAUACUGAAGAAACAAAAUCUAGUGAUGAAACAAAAGAAGAUAUUCAGCAACAAGGGGUGUUGAAUGUCAUUACCUCUGAUGUUAGCAGCUCAACACAAACAGAAACUAUUGAAAAAAGUACAGCAAGUGAAGAAAACAAUGAUAUAGAGACCACAGAGAAGCCUGAAAGCCCUUUGGUUGAGGUAGCAUGUGAGACAACAAAGUCAGAAAUUGUUGAAUCUGAAGAAGGGGUAAAACAAACUGACAUUUUAAGUACGACACUGAAUGAGAAUGAAACACUGAGCAAAGAAGAAAAACAGGAAAAGGAAGACGAGAUCAAAACAUCAGAAGAAGUCAAAGGUGGUGGUGUUGAGCUUAUUAGCUCACAGAAUGCAUCCGGUGAGGACGUAAAAGAAACAACAAUUGAUCAGCAUAAUACCACUGUGGCACAUGUUGAGGAGGGGCAAAGUGUGAGUGCAUUGCCUAAAGGGAUCCUCGUAGAAGAAACAGAGGACAAGGACAAAUCAAUUGAUGCUGAAGAGGUAUCAUUGGAGCUUGAACAACCUAAUGAACAAAAUGCUGAGGAGACCGUCCCAUGUCUGACUAAAAGCAUAAGUGAUAAUCAAGAAGAUGAGAUCAAGAAAGAGGAUACACAUGAUAAUGCUGCUGACGAAGAUAAAGGCACAUUAGAGCAUGAACCCGUAGAAGAGCAUAGUUCCCAAGAUGAAGUAUCCAAAGAAAAGGUCACCGGUUUAAAUGAAACAAAAGAAGUAGAGCCUCAAGAAGAUACACCCUCCAUUUCCAUAAAAACUUCAACGGAUGACACUUCAAAAACUAUCUCUGAAGUACAAAUCCCUGAAUUGGUAACCAAUACAGAAGAGUCGGUGCUGAAAGACGAGUGCUUUAUUUCAGAAACGGAAACACACUUAGAUGAAGAAAAGAGUACUAUAACAGAAGAAAUUUCAAGUGAUGAGAAAACAGAACUGACAACAGAAAUCAAGCAAGAGUCUGUCAAGGAGGUAUGUGAAGAGACGAGCUCAGAAAAGACUGAACUUCAAGAAGGAUUGAAACUUUCGGACGAUUCCAAUGUGAAGAUAAACGAGAAGGAGAUAACAACUUUCAAAGAAGAUGAACAAGAAAAGGAUCAAGAGGUCAACACGUCAGCAGAAAGCCAAGGUGGGAACAACAUUACAAGCUCACAGAAUGAAGAAUCUGAAGAAAAAGAAGAGCUGAAAGAAAAGAACUACCACAAUGAAGGUAACGAAGGCGACUUUACUGAAAGCGGAGAAAGGGUAGAGGAAGAUACUAGAGAAAUCAAAUCUAGUGUUGAAACAAAAGAUACAGAAACAAACGAUGCCGAGCAUGUCAUUUCCACCAGCAGCUCAACACAUAUAGAAGAUGAUGAAGAAGCUAUUGAAAAGGACGAGAAGAAGGAUGAAACGGCUAUUGAGAAUGAUAAGAAUGAAACGGUGAGCACAGAAGAAAAUCUCGAAAAGAAACAAGAGGAUAUUAAAGAAACAAAUACGGGUGAACAUGCUACCACAAUGGCCUAUUUUGAGGAGGAGCAAAGUCUAAGCACAAUCACAAAAGAGGCCAUCGGCAAAGCAGAAGAAGGGGAUAAAUCGGUUAUUUUUCAAGAGAAAACUGAGCAGUGUGACGAAGAAAACGUUGAAAGAGAACAAAAGGCGGAGGAAUAUAAUGAUGAGAUCAAACCAAGUGUUGAAACAACCGAAGAAAAAGAUGUUUGUAUCUCAACACAAACUGAAUCUCAUGUAGAGCCUACAAAGAAAGAAGAAAAUGCUAUUGAACCUGAUGGUGAACGAAAGGAAAAUCCGGAUAACCCCUUUGUCAAGGAAGUUUGUGAAGAGAGUGAUUUAACAAAGACUGAAUCUGAAGAGAGACAACCUUCUGACAGUUUUGAUGUCAAAACUACAGAAGAAGAUACUGAAGAAACCAAAUCUAGUGAUGAAACAAAAGAAAAUAAAGAGCAACAAGGAGUGUUGGAUGUCAUUGCCACUGAUGUUUCCGGCUCGACACAAACAGAACAUGUGGAAAAAACUACUGCAAGUCAUGAAGAAAAUGAUGACGAAGAGACCAUAGAGCAAGAUAAAGGUCAAACAGAGAAGCCUGAAAUCCCUUUGGUUGAGGUAGCAUGUGAGACAACAAAGUCAGAAAUUGUUGAAUCUGAAGAAGAGGUAAAACAAUCCAACAGUUUCAGUACAACACUGAAUGAGAACGAAAUACUGAGCAAAGAAGAAAAACUGGAAAAGGAAGACGAGAUCAAAACAUCCGAAAUCGAAGUUGGUGAGGUUGAGGUUACAAGCUCACAGAAUGCAUCUAAUGAUGACGUAAAAGAAACAACGCUUGAUCAAGAUAUUACCGCAGUGGCACAUGUCGAGGAGGGGUCAGGUGUGAGUGCAUUGCCAAAAGAGAUCCUCAUAGAAGAAGCAGAGGACAAAUCAGUUGAUGCUGAAGAGAUAUCAUUGGAGCUUGGACAACCUAAUGAACAAAACGUUGAGGAGACCCUCCCAUGUCCGACUAAAAGCAUAAACGAUAAUCUAGAAGAUGAGAUCAAGAAAGAAGACCGAGAUUUAUCUCAUGAAAGCGUGGAGGAUACAAAUGAUGAUACUAAAGAAGAAAGACGCACAUUAGAGCAUGAACACCUAGAAGAGCAUAGUGGUCAAGAUGAGGUAUCCAAAGAAAAGGUCACUGAUUUACAUGAAACAACAGAAGCAGAGCUUAAAGAAGAUAUCACACCCUCCAUUUCAUUAGAAACUUCAACAGAAGACGCUUCGAAUUUAGAAAACGAAAAGGCAGAAGUUGAAAGUUUUCCAAUAGAAAAUCUUGAAACUGUCUCUGAAGUACAAAUCCCUGAAUUGGUGCCCGGAUCAGAAGAGACGGUGCUGAAAAACGAGUGCCUUACUUCAGAAACAGAAACACACUUAGAUGAAGAAAAGGAAAGUAUAACGGAAAACAAUUCAAGUGACGAGGUGUCAAAGGAGCUUGAACAAACUAAGGAACAAAAUGUUGAGGAGACCGAGGCAUGUGUAACUGAAACCAUAAGUGAAAAGACCGAAGACAAGAUCACAAAAGAUGAAGAUUCAUCGCAUGACCGUACAGACCAUAUAAACGAAAAUAUUACCAAAGAAGAGAAGUGCUUUCCAGAUGUAAUGACAAAGGAAAUCGAUAUCUCAACACUAAAGCACGAACCCGUUGAAGAGCAAAAUGACAGUCAAGAUGAAGUAUCAAAGGAAAUAUUAACUGUGUCAAAUGAAACAAUAGCAGUGGAACCAAAAGAAGAUAUCACGCCCUCCAGUUCACUAGGAACUUCAGCAGAAGAUACCUCCAAUUCGGAUAAGGCGAAAACAGUAAGUGAAAGCUUGCCACUAGAAGAUCUUGAAUCUGUCUCUGAAGUGCAUAUUCCAGAUGUAAUGCCCAAAUCAGAAGAUUUAAAGAUGGAAGAAGAGUGCCUUGUUUCAGAAACGGAAACGUAUGCGAAUGAAGAAAACAGGGUAGCAACAAAAGAGAUUUCAAGUUAUGAGAAUCUUGAAACACAUGGAUCAACACAGCAACCCGAGAACUCAUACAGUACCACUGAAAAUCAACUUAACAGCGCCGAAGACUGCAUUAAGACGGAAAAGGAUGUCAUCUUGACUAAAGAGAUUGAACAGGUGCCUUUGGAGAUAGAAAAAGAAAAGGAAGUAAGCGACUUCAAAGAACAGAUUGUUGAGGAAGAUACUUAUUCCCCAGAACUCGAGGAGAAAUCAGCACAAAAUCAAAAGGAAACGGUACAUGAGAUAUCUGUUGAAAAUCCUGAGGUGACAGAAGUGAAUGUAGAUGCCCAAAUAGGACAAAAAGAUUUACAGGGUAAAGAAGAUAUCAGUUGCGUGUCGAAAGUGACAACUGAUAUAACUGAUCAAGAACCAAAGGAAGAAAAAAGUCCCUCUCUAGAAGACGGUGCAACACUAGAGUCAGUUGACUUGUCAAACACAGACUCUACUGCUUAUCCUUCAGAAAGUGAGAAGUUAGCCACACGAGCUCUUGAAUCUGACUGUGAUGUACAAAUCCCCGAAGUAGUUGCUGAUUCAGAAGACUCAAAAGUGAAGGAAGAAUGCAUUGUCUUAGAACAGGACACCAAAACUAAUGAAAUUUCAAGUGCACUAGAUAAAGAAGAAGAAAAUGUCACGAAAGCACCCACCGAGAGUGACGAAGCAAAGAGUAGUGACUUGAUCAUAGAAGAAAAUGCCUCAACUAAAGAGGCAAGUGAGCAGUGUGAUGAUGUUGCAAAGGACAAAAUAGAACAGCCUGAGGAAGGUGUCAACAAACCUGUAAACUCUUGUUCCGAAACCACUGAAGGAAGUAUUAAAGAAGAAGAACCAUAUGCAGAGAACAAGGAAAUAGAAACCGAACUAGAAGCAGAAAACCAAGCUGACAGAACAGAAGAUAGAACUGAGAUGACAGACGAGACCGUCUUGACUGAAAAAGUGUCAAAGGAGCUUGAACAAACUAAGGAACAAAAUGUUGAGGAGACCGAGGCAUGUGUAACUGAAGACAAGAUCACAAAAGAUGAAGAUUCAUCCCCUGACAGUACAGAGCAUAUAAACGAAAAUAUUACCAAAGAAGAGAAGUGCUUUCCAGAUGUAAUGACAAAGGAAACUGAUAUCUCAACACUAAAGCAUGAACCCGUUGAAGAGCAAAAUGACAGUCAAGAUGAAGUACCAAAGGAAAUAUUAACUGUGUCAAAUGAAACAAUAGCAGUGGAACCAAAAGAAGAUAUCCCGCCCUCCAGUUCACUUGGAACUUCAGCACAAAAUCAAAAGGAAACGGUACAUGAGAUAUCUGUUGAAAACCCUGAGGUGACAGAAGUGAAUGUAGAUGCCCAAAUAGGACAAAAAGAUUUACAGGGUAAAGAAGAUAUCAGUUGCGUGUCGAAAGUUACAAAUGAUAUAACUGAUCAAGAAGAAAAUGCCUCAACUAAAGAGAAUCGCGAAAUACAUGGAGAACUCGAACCCACAUAUGAACCCGUGAUAGAAGAACAAGUUACUAUUGAAACAAAACCUCAACUAGAACAAUCAGACAUCACAUCUGAAAACAUAACAAACGAUCAGACUUCAGAAUCGAAGUUGGAGCAUACGAGCGCAAAAGAUACAGAAGAGGAUGAUAGACUUGCACCUGAAAUUGAGACUAAAGGCAUAGAAAAUCUGCAUGAGACAACAAAGAAUAUCAUCUUGACUGACGAGGAGGUUGCUGUGGAGACGGAAAAAGAAAAGGAAAGAAAUGAAAUUGAAAAACAGGUUUCAGAUACAGAACUCGAUAGUACACCAACACCAGUUCAAAAGGAGUUGGCAAAUGAGCAGAUAGAAUACUCAAAGCCAAUACCAGUUGGAAACAUUGAAGUAACAGAAGUAAAAGCAGAAAGCCAAAUAGAAGUAGAGAAUACACAGGCUGCAGAAGAUCUCAGUUGUUUGUCAAAAGCAUCUUCUGUCACAGAAAAGUCAAAAGCGGAAAUACGUGAGGAUCCUCAGCAGACUAUCACAGUCAUUGGAGAAGUAAAAGAUGACAUCGUAGAUGAAGCAUCAGAAGAAAAAAUAGCUCCAGUUCUAGAAGAUUCCAAGGCUUCAGAACGUCAAGUUAACUUACCAGAAAUAGAAUCUACUGAUACUCCCUCGAAUGGCCGAGAUACCAUGAAACUAGAAGAAGACGUGUCCUGCAAGACACGAGAAACUAUUGAAGAACAGAUUGCACUCACUUCUCAGUUAGCAGACAGAGAGAUAUUGGAAGAAAAGGAUGACAAACCGAUAUCUGAAAGGUCAAGUUCAAGGACCGAUGAACUUCUUGGAACAAAAGAUUCGGUUGAAGAUACAAAAGAUGCGAAGUUUACAGCUGAGAACCUCAGUGUAACGGAUGAAACAAUCACUGAAAUUAAAAAAUCAAAUGAAGACAGUGAAAUUGUUGCUUCUGAAUUCAAAAAGUCGGAGGAUACGGUGACAGAAAAGGAGAAAGAAACACUAGACGAGCCGCAUACAGAUGACUCAGAAAAACCCACUUAUGAUUCAAUAUUAAGUUCUGAAAUUGCAACUGAAGCGGCUAAAAUAGUCCCUGAGUGUAUAAAUGCUCCUGCAAUUUUGACAGACAACCUUCCAGAAGCUUCCCCCGAGAUGCUACUAGCAAAACCUGAAGACAAGAUUACUGAAGAUCCGGAGGUUCUACCAUCAGUAGAGAAAGAUGUCACAGAUGUUCAAAAGCAUGAGAAGGAUCUUGAUCAUGAAACCGAAGUUAAAACUGCUGAUGUUGUGAGCAAUGUAGAAUGCUCAGAAAUUGAACCACGGCAUUUCGACACAAACCAAGUGAAUCAAAAAGAUAAGAAAAAAGAAGCAGAUGAAAGCAUAAAGGAUGUGAUUCCAGUUGAAGAUGUGAAAACUUCAACAAGGGAACUUGAAGUUGGAAGUGUGGACCUUGAGGUUCCAUCCGUCAUCGAUGCAACAGCUGACGACACUAACUAUAAGACGCUUGAAGUGCAUGAGGCAGGACUUCUAAAAGACGAUAAGCAUCUCGAGUCAGCAUGUGACCAAAGCAAAUCCAUAGAAGAGGGUUCUGGAAUAAAGCAGGAACCAUUGAAACUCGAUGCAUCAGAGACUCUUGAUACUGCAGCUGCAGAGGACUUGACGAUUUCUCAGAAAUAUGUCCCAGAUGACCUUAUAAACAUAAGUCAAACUCAUCCAGAAGUACAAAACCGUGAAGUUCCAGCUUGCACUGUAGAUAAGCAAUCACCAAAAGAGAGCACCGAGGUCAAGAUCUUGACUGAGAAAAUGGAUACAUCAGAUGAGCAAGCGGAGCCAGUCGCAAAGUCAUUGGUUCCCGAAGCAGGAAAUUUAAAAGUCAAUACAACAGUUUCCGUAGAUCAAAAAGAGAAGUCUGAGUCAGUAGAGAAAGAAGAAAGUGGAGUAAAAACGGAUGAAGAAGACGAAGAAGAGGAGGAUCAUGAAGAAGAUGAAAAAACGGGUUCAUGCUCUGAUGCACCGGUUAUGGUAGAAGCAUCACAAGACAUGGAAGUCAAGGCUCAUAAGAAAUCUCAUAAUAUAUUAUCAGGUGUUGGUUCAAAGGUUAAACAUUCAAUCGCCAAGGUGAAGAAAGCGAUAACUGGCAAGUCUUCUCCUACAAAAUCAACAUCACCAAAAGCGAAAAAUCAAGUGACCGGUUAGCAAGUUAGAUCAUGGUGUAAGUCUCCGAAGGAAUAAAAAUGUGAACAAUGGUUCAACAGGAAUCAGACACUUGAGGAGAAAUGCGAGCAAAAGCUCGAUGCGGUAUUAUUUUGCAUAUAUGCAUUGUGUGCUUGAGUGAAAUGUAAAACAUCUAUUUAUUAUUAUGUUAAAUAAGUUUUCUUUAUGAGUUUAUGUACUGAACCAGUUUGAACAA